AUGAGAGCCGCGCAACCACGAGCGCUGCGGCCUUGCUUCCUUUUGCUUGCGGCCUCCCAAGAGUUUCCCAACAAGUCCACAAGUUGGACGAGAAGAGGGCCCAGUGGUCCACGGCUUUCGGGCACGUCGGGAGAGGCGCCCACCAGAAACGCGCCACCAUCUGGAUUCGUUGGGCUGAACGCGGUCUCGUCCAAGCCGUCUAGCGGCAUCGUCGGAGCCGUCUUGGACCCUUGGAUGAUGCCAUUGGACCGCGUUAGGCAUGUCAGGCGCUCGAGCAACAUCAAGCUUGAAGCUGCAAAGCAAUGCGUGGAAGCUCGCGCCCUACCGAACGGUGUCAUGUACAGUGUCUUGCGUGUGCGCAUGUUUCCCGCAAGUGCCGAUCCAUCAUCGAAGCUCUAUCUCCCUCUUGUCCUUGUCCGCGCGCAGCUUCCGCAGCAGCAGCGCACAAUCUCCAUGCCCGGUGCCGAAAGAGUUCUUCUUCACCUUGCACAGUAG
Molecule: messenger RNA, 495 nt
Organism: Colletotrichum abscissum
Lineage: Eukaryota; Fungi; Ascomycota; Sordariomycetes; Glomerellales; Glomerellaceae
Exons: 3
Coding region: 1-495 (164 amino acids)
Source: RefSeq, a predicted model, not a curated record